AUGGAGAGAAUAUGGGGAGAUAACAAAAACCCUAUCUUGAAGGAGAGGGUGGAGGGAAAAGGAAAUGGAGACGAAACGGAAACGGAAACGGACCGGGUAGAUCGGAGGGUUUUUCAUAGAUCUUUGAAAGAGACGAAAAUAAGCUUGAAGGAAACCCAAAAAACCCAUAUCAAAAGCUGGGACACAGUCGCUUGCGUGAAUUGGAUGGAGUCUUACAAAGGUUAUGGCAAGUCCGAUCUUGCUGAAGAACAGGAUUUCCGUCGCAAGGCUCGUAAGCGCUUCCUCAUCAUUCUUGUCUCAACUCUCCUCCUCCUUGCUCUUAUCAUCGGAGCCGUUGCCGGAACUGUUCUUCACAAACGCACCAAUCACAAUAACUCCCCUCAACAACCCCCUUCGUCUCAGCUUUCCUCCGCCCAAUCCAUCAACGCUGUUUGUACCCAGACUCUGUAUCCAGAUUCCUGUUACUCCACCAUCUCCGCCAUGGAUCAUAAAUCCAACACCACCGAUCCUGAACAGCUGUUCAAACUCUCUUUACAGGUCGCUUUGGAUUCCCUCUCCGCCUUGUCUUCCUUGCCCGAGACUUUGAUGAACACAACUGACAACCAGAAUGACAAGCAAGCGUUGGAGGUUUGCCGGACUGUGUUAAGCGACGCCGUUGAUAAUCUCCAUGACUCCAUGUCUUCCAUGGAUGUAAAGUCCGGUGAGAAUGUCUUAUCAGCACACAAAAUCGACGACUUGAGGACAUGGCUGAGCGCCGCCUUGACCAACCAAGAGACUUGUUUGGAUACUCUCCAAGAAAUGGGUUCAACAUUUCUUGUACAAAUCAAGUCCAAAAUGCAGAAUUCAAACGAGUACACAAGCAACAGUCUGGCGAUAGUUUCUAAAAUUUUGGGGAUUCUGGAGAAUCUAAAUAUCCCAAUUCAUAGGAAGUUGUUGGGAUUUCCAAGAUGGGUCGGAGCCGGUGACCGGAGGUUGCUUCAAGAAGAAAGGCCUACACCAAACGUGACGGUGGCUAAGGACGGGAGUGGAGAUGUUUCAACGAUUAACGACGCCAUGGCAAUGGUCCCAAAGAAGAGCAAGAAUCGAUUCGUUAUAUACAUCAAAGAAGGAGAGUAUUUGGAGAAUGUUGUUUUGGACAAGUCAUUCUGGAACGUCAUGGUAUACGGCGACGGCAUGGAUAAAUCCAUUGUUUCCGGCAGCUUAAAUAAAAUCGACGGCGUCGCAACUUUCGACACCGCCACCUUGGGUGUAUCUGGAAAAGGGUUCAUGGCAAUGGACAUGGGUUUCAAGAACACCGCCGGUGCAGCGAAAGAACAGGCGGUGGCGAUGAGGUCGAGUUCAGAUCUUUCCGUUUUCUACAGAUGUUCAUUCGAUGCCUUCCAGGACACCCUUUAUCCUCAUAGCAACCGUCAGUUUUACCGGGAUUGUAGAGUGACCGGCACGGUGGAUUUCAUCUUUGGGAACUCCGCCGUGGUAUUGCAGAACUGCAAGAUUAUGCCGCGGCAGCCAUUGCCGAACCAAUUUGUCACCAUUACGGCUCAAGGAAAGAAAGACCCAAAUGAGAAGUCAGGAAUUUCCAUCCAGAAAUGUGAUAUAACCCCACUGGACAAUCUGACAGCUCCGACGUACCUUGGGCGGCCAUGGAAGGAUUACUCAACGACGGUGAUCAUGCAGUCGAGUAUUGGAGGAUUCUUGCAUCCAUUGGGGUGGGCAGAGUGGGAUAAGGGUGUGGAACCACCUUCAUCUAUAUUCUACGCCGAGUACAUGAACAGCGGCCCAGGCUCGGCGGUGGAGAAACGGGUGGAAUGGGGUGGUUAUAAGCCGAGAUUAAGCGGUGCUGAGGCAGCUGAGUUCACCGUGAAGUCUUUGAUCGAUGGCGGAACGUGGUUACCUGAAAGAAAUGUGAUGUUUGACUCCACUUGA
Molecule: messenger RNA, 1923 nt
Organism: Cynara cardunculus var. scolymus (artichoke)
Lineage: Eukaryota; Viridiplantae; Streptophyta; Magnoliopsida; Asterales; Asteraceae
Product: pectinesterase 3-like
Exons: 4
Coding region: 1-1923 (640 amino acids)
Biological process (GO): cell wall modification
Molecular function (GO): pectinesterase inhibitor activity; pectinesterase activity
Source: RefSeq, a predicted model, not a curated record